GCGUCGGGCGGGACGCGGGUCCCGGCGCUGUGGGCGGGGUGGCGGCGGCAUGGAAGGGCCGCGGGCCGCUGCGGGCGGGGACGUGUCCCUGCACAACUUCAGCGCGAGGCUGUGGGAGCAGCUCGUCCACUUCCACGUCAUGCGGCUGACGGACUCGCUCUUCCUGUGGGUGGGGGCCACGCCUCACUUGCGCAGCCUGGCCGUGGCCAUGUGCAGCCGCUACGACUCCAUCCCUGUGUGCACCUCUCUCUUUGGAGACACCUCUGACACGACCUCUACUGGCCUGGCCCAACGCCUAGGUACAACAGAGGCAACACCAUGCAGACAGGUAGCUGUGAAUGACAGUUCAGAACUCAGUGUAGCUUGUGCUAUGAACAAGUACCGCCGGAGGAAGCCCCGUGGACAUGUACAGUAACAUGGUUCCUAGAGUCAAACCUCACAAGGUUGGGGUGCAGAGGGACAGAGGUAGGGAAGCGUUCCUUAUUUGACACGACACACUGUACUGCUUUCCCAACACACACACAAUACAUUACAGUGAGGUGGUGGUCUUCAAGACAGUUGAAUCGUGGGCCUCCCCAGCCUGAGGGCCCCAGGGCUGGGCAGUGUGACAGUUAUAAGAUGCACUGAGUGGCACUUCCAGUUCAGGGGUCUCCCAUGUGGCUCUGGGAAGUGGGCAUGUUUGAGUGGGAUCCUUCCCCUAUGAGGUCUGAUUUGAUGCUUACCGUUCUGUGGUCAGACCCACUCACUAGCUGUGUCUUCCAGCUGCCGGUGAUUACAGUCUUGGAAAACAUUUAACCCCUUUUCCUGUUUGAGUGCUAAUAACUACGGUAUUUGAUAAGAGUUAUUACUGACUUCUGGAAAAGAAUAAGAAAUAACCCCAUCUCCGGUGUUCACAUUUGUGCAUAACUUAUUAAAGGGUUUGCAGGGUAUAGGGAUGGGUGGUGAGAGCAGCAGGGUACCUUCCCACGUUUCCCCAGGGGAUGAGAGGGCAAAACAGAAAGGGAAUGUGCCUGAGAUGAGUCUCUUCUAGAAAUCCAGGAGGGACAUUGGACCAAGAAGCUCAAUAUAGGCUGGUGCUAGGGAGCUGGGGCUCAGACCUCCCUGUGGGGCCAGGCAGGUUUGUCCUGUCUCCGGCCUGGGUGCCCUCCUGCCUUUCUGCCUUGGUAUGGGCUUUGCAGUGCUCCCAUAGGGAAGCAUUCUUUUUCUGACUGUAUCUCAUACAGGUGUUCCUCAAGAGCUUCAACUACCCUUAAGCUGUAGGAGCUCAGACUUACCCCUAGCUUUCCCCCACAGGGUUCUGCCUGCUGAGAUCUUCCUGCACCUUUGCUAGACUGGGCCCUGCCCCAGGUCCCA
Messenger RNA from Dipodomys spectabilis (banner-tailed kangaroo rat), 1353 nucleotides. RefSeq names its product proteasome assembly chaperone 4 (gene Psmg4). Gene Ontology annotation, biological process: proteasome assembly. The coding region runs from base 50 to 415 and encodes 121 amino acids. The record is from RefSeq and is a predicted model, not a curated record. Lineage: Eukaryota; Metazoa; Chordata; Mammalia; Rodentia; Heteromyidae. The transcript has 3 exons.